This is a messenger RNA of Dipodomys ordii (Ord's kangaroo rat), 651 nucleotides long. RefSeq names its product NK2 homeobox 4 (gene Nkx2-4). Bases 1 to 651 code for a protein of 216 amino acids. Gene Ontology annotation, cellular component: nucleus. Gene Ontology annotation, molecular function: DNA-binding transcription factor activity, RNA polymerase II-specific; RNA polymerase II cis-regulatory region sequence-specific DNA binding. The transcript has a single exon. NCBI's taxonomy places the organism in Eukaryota, Metazoa, Chordata, Mammalia, Rodentia, Heteromyidae. The record is from RefSeq and is a predicted model, not a curated record. Gene Ontology annotation, biological process: cell differentiation; regulation of transcription by RNA polymerase II.
AUGUUCUUGGCCUUCCCACCCCACCCCACCCCACCCCCAGUCUCCAGGUUUAUGGGGCCGUCGGCGGGUGUGAAUGUGGCCGGCAUGGGGUCGCUGACGGGCAUCGCGGACGCCGCCAAAUCGUUGGCCCCGCUGCACGCGGCAGCACCGCGCAGGAAGCGCCGGGUGCUUUUCUCGCAAGCGCAGGUCUACGAGCUGGAGCGGCGCUUCAAGCAGCAGAAGUACCUGUCGGCGCCCGAGCGCGAGCACCUGGCCAGCAUGAUCCACCUGACGCCCACCCAGGUCAAGAUCUGGUUCCAGAACCACCGCUACAAGAUGAAGAGGCAGGCCAAGGACAAGGCGGCGCAGCAGCUGCAGCAGGAGGGCGGCCUGGGUCCGCCGCCACCGCCACCUCCCUCGCCGCGCCGCGUGGCCGUGCCCGUGUUGGUGAAGGACGGCAAACCGUGCCAAAAUGGUGCUGGCACGCCCACUCCCGGCCAGGCCGGCCAGCAACCGCAGGCCCCGACACCAGCGCCCGAGCUAGAGGAGCUGUCGCCCAGCCCGCCCGCGCUGCACGGGCCCGGGGGCGGCUUGGCGGCCCUGGACGCGGCGGCGGGAGACUAUGGUGGAGGUGUGCUGGGCACCAACCUGCUGUAUGGCAGGACGUGGUGA